CGAACCGUCGUCGAGGCAACACCGCGUUGCUCUCGGCAUCGAACCAACGCGGCGCGCCGUGCAGUGUUGUGAACCGGAAAUGUUGAAGUGAUACACAAUUAGUUAUAAUGGCAUUAAAAAAAGAUCUCGAAUUGAAUGUGAACAUUUUCAAAAGCAUCAAGCUACCCAAAACAACGAAAAUCCAACAGGCUAUAGACAAACUGUUCAAAAAGAAUACCUACACCAAAAUAGUGCAAAGUUAACUCACACUAUUCAGUUUUAGAACGUAUUAAGUAGAUAAAUGGCUGGUGAAGUUAACACAAAUAGUAGAAGUAGUGAUAUUAGUAAACCUGAACCGCCGGAUCGUAACAAAUCGCCUGAUUUCAUAACUGAUGAGACAGAGUUUGUUGGGAAGGGGAAUAUACGGUCGUCUACACCAAUAAGUAAGCACAGGAGGAGCAGAUCUCGAAGUGGAACUAGGAUAACAGCUAAGGCUUUGAGUUUAUCGGACGAAGGAUUCUACCAGGACUUGGAGGAGUACGUGUUGGAAAUGGCGAGUUCAAGGGAAGGUGGUAUGGACGGCGGGAUUGAGCCCGACGUCUGGAGUCAGCUGCAGCAGAAGGAAUCUGACCUUUUGCUGGCCGCUGAGCUGGGGAAAGCGCUGUUGGAGAAGAACGAAGAACUGAAAAAGGAACAGGAGCGAGUCGUCGAGGAAUACUCCAAAAAACUUGAGGAGUUGGAGCAAGAGAAACACCUGCUGAGGAGGCGACUGGACACAGAACAAGGAGAAUAUGAGGCGCGGCUACUGGAACUGCAGAACGACAUCAGAGAACUCACUGCCAAGAUCGACUCACGGGACUCAUCGGUUAAACAGCGCGAUGAAGAAAAAGCCAGUCUGAUAGCAGAACUCACAGCACAGAACUCGCGGCUCACAGCACAGCUGAAGGAGUCGUCGGCCACAGAAGCACAGCUCAUGGCGCAGCUGGAAGGCCUCAAGGACCAGUGUUCGAUGAGGAAGACCAGUCUCCAGGACCACGUGCAAAGCCUGGAGUCCCUCAAAGCAGAACUGGCGCUGGUCAGCGACAAGCGUGCAGAACUGGAAAGGAGGCUCACCACCUCCCUCCAUGACAAGGACAACCUCAUGCAGCAGCUGGACGAAGCCAAUGAUAGGAUCACGGCGCUGGAGAGGCAGCUGAAGGAACAGGAACACCUUUACCACAACACACUCAAAGAACUGGAGCGUCUACAACGGUCCCACGACACAUUAGCCGAGAGGAUCGGGGCACCGGACCCUAUAGAGACCACGGACGCCGCCCGGUCUCUUCACGCUGAGAUGGAGACCGAGCCAGAAGACCAGGAUGAUGGUUGGCUCAGGAGUGAAGCGGUGCAAGUGUACAAACAGCUGAGGGCGUUGGCUCUACAGCUGAAUACGGGACAUGAUGAUGAUUCAGGGCUACACUCAGACCUUUCCCUCACGUCUUUAGACGGGGAGGAGGGCGAGACCCUCCGACGGGGGGCCCUCGCCGCGGCUUGCGCGGACGCCGUCGCCGCCUACGCCACUCUGGAAGGUUCUAGAGUGAGAGACUCCAUCGCGGCACACGCCAGAAGGGCACUGGAGCGAGAGAGACAGAUCGAUGAGAAGAACGACGUCAUCGCGGAACUGUCUUCUAAGCCUAUCCUACUUGUUGCCGCGGCCUACGCCACUCUGGAAGGCUCAAGAGUGAGAGACUCCAUCGCGGCUCAUGCCAGAAGGUCACUGGAGCGAGAGAGACAGAUCGAUGAGAAGAACGACGUCAUCGCAGAACUGUCUUCUAAGCCUAUCCUACUUGUUGCCGCGGCCUACGCCACUCUGGAAGGCUCAAGAGUGAGAGACUCCAUCGCGGCUCAUGCCAGAAGGUCACUGGAGCGAGAGAGACAGAUCGAUGAGAAGAACGACGUCAUCGCAGAACUGUCUUCUAAGGCUGUCUACGCCACUCUGGAAGGUUCUAGAGUGAGAGACUCCAUCGCGGCACACGCCAGAAGAGCACUUGAGCGAGAGAGACAGAUCGAUGAGAAAAACGACAUCAUCGCGGAACUGUCUUCUAAGCCUAUCCUACUUCUUGCCGCGGCCUACGCCUCUCUGGAAGGUUCUAGAGUGAGAGACUCCAUCGCGGCGCACGCCAGAAGGGCACUGGAGCGAGAGAGACAGAUCGAUGAGAAGAACGACGUCAUCGCGGAACUGUCUUCUAAGCCUAUCCUACUUGUUGCCGCGGCCUACGCCACUCUGGAAGGCUCAAGAGUGAGAGACUCCAUCGCGGCGCACGCCAGAAGGGCACUGGAGCGAGAGAGACAGAUCGAUGAGAAGAACGACGUCAUCGCGGAACUGUCUUCUAAGCCUAUCCUACUUCCCGCCGCCUACGCCACUCUGGAGGGCUCUAGAGUGAGAGACUCCAUCGUGGCGCACGCCAGAAGGGCGUUGGAGCGAGAGAGACAGAUCGAUGAGAAGAACGACGUCAUCGCGGAACUGUCUUCUAAGCUGUCCGUUGCCGAGGUGGAGCUCCGUGCUGCGGCUGAGGAGCGAGACAAGCUCCUCAAUGACGCCAACUACAACAGCCUCCAGAACGACGAGGCGGUCACGCGGGCCAGGCAGGAGCGCGACGAGGCCAUCGAGAGGAAGAAGGCUGCUGAGGUGGCCCUGGCGAAGACAAGAGUGGAGCUGAUGCAGGCCAACAGCCAGCUGUACGAGGCCGUGCGGCAGAAGGUCGACCUCGGCCAACAGUUAGAGCAGUGGCAGAUGGACAUGCAAGAGCUGAUCGACGAGCAGAUGAAGCACAAGCUGACGUCACAAGAGAAGCGGCGCAAGCUGCCGGAGCCGACGCCGCCGACGCGCACGUCGCGACUCCUCGGAUUUUUUCAGCGGUGAUCUGUUGCGCGCCCCUCCUGGCCCGCCCCUCCCCCCAACACGACCCGGCCACUGUCAGCACAGCGAUCCUGUUUUUAAUUUUGUACAAAAGAGGUUAUAACAACGCCGUAGCGCCCGUCACGGCCGCCAUCUUGCUCCAAACCGACGCCGUCACCGCCGUAACGAGCGUCGGCCACGUCCUCAUUUUACUUUUCAAACCGUGUGAUGUGUACACCUUUGCAGUGAUAGCUAGUAUUUUAAUUAGAACGUUUAUUGUUAGUGUACGUGUAAUUCUUGGAUUCUUACUGUACUUAUGUAGCGACACUUUCUGAUGUUUUAUUGGGCAUUUUUUGUGAAAUUAUACAACUUAUUGGUACACGUUCUUGGAUCGGUUAGGGCGGAUUUGGUACAACAGAUGUUAUGUGGACUGAUACAGCCAAGAGUAUCUGAAGGUCCAGUUUACAAGUUUAAAACGAAUUUAAAUAGCGAUACGAAUGAGAAACGAAAUAAUAUAAUUCAUACUUAGUUCUUUGCAGACACCAUAGUGUUAAUUACAUGGAAAAAUCAUUAACUUUUUCACUUAUCUAUAAUUGGUUUGAGUAAAAUAAAAAUCAUUAACAAUAACAGGAAAGAUGUUCAAAAUAACGAUUCCGCCAUUUUUAAAAACUCAGAAUGCCAAAAUGACAACUGCCUGCUUUUCUUAUUUUAAACAAGGAAUCACUAAUUAAUAUCUUUAUUAAUAACAUGCUGUUAUAAAUACCAUCUCUGCUUCUAACCAAUCCAUUGCUUUUUGAAACUACUUUCUGUAAAUACACAAGUAUAAUAUAAGUAAAUGAGAUUAUACAUUAAUGUAUAGUUUAACGUCACUCUAAGUGAAAUGGUGCACCAUAGUUCUAGACUAGAUUAAAAAUAACAGAAGAAAGUUUUGAAUAGCCAUAUUAUUUACCAUAAAACGCGAAAUGAACAUGAUCUGCUACAAUUUUAGUACCUAAUACAUAAAUAAUGUUGUAGUAAUUGUAUUUUUCAAUAGAAUAAUUCAUAAUUUAAUCAAUUUUUUCGCAAUAUUUAAUGUCAAGUUUGUACUGUGCCUUAAUAGUACCUGGCCUUAAUCGUGCCUUUCGGAGUCAAUUGUACUUAAUUUUUAUUUAACUGGAUCAACAUUGAAAAUUGUUGCAUUUUUAAAGUAAAAUAUAAUGUAAUUAUUAGCUGGUAACAUUAUUUUUAUUAUGGAACUUAGUAGUCUAAUUGGAACCAUUAUACCUAGAAAAGUGCCUCUAAAACUAUUAUCUACAUUUAGUAAAGACAUUCUUGUGGCCCAUUAACUUUUUACAAACACUAAAACUCCAAAACUCCGAAAAACUAACCUACCCGCAACAUGAACCUUUCUCCAACCGAUUUUCAGCUUUGCGCCUUCAGUGCAAGGUUGGAAAUCAAUUGUCAUUUAUGGUAGGGUGGAAUGUUGCCACUUGAGAAAAAGAAUAUCCUUACUAAAACUUAAAAGUACAGUUGAAAUAAAUAAAUGUAUUAAUUACUCGCCACAGUGCCUUCUUACCAUUGUACUUAAUACAUUAUACAUUUGUUUUACUGGGUAAUACAAUAAAUUGUUUUGACAAGCCUUUGCCUUUGAGAUUUUUCUCAAAAUAGGAAGUAAAAGGCAUUCACAAUAGACGAAUUAAAUCGUCGACUGAUGAAUGUAAUAGAACGACUCCCUAAGACAAGAUACAAUGUAUUAUCAUACAACUAUCUACGAUCACUUCGAUUAAAAUAAGGGUAGCUUUAUAUGACCCGGCGAACUUCGUACCUAUGUUCAUCAGAAAUAAUUCAGGAUUUGAAUAGUGAAUUUUUGUUUCAAAUCGGUCCUGUAAUUUCGGAGCCUAUUCAUUAUAUAAAACAAUCAAAUCUUUCCUCUAAUAUUAGUGUAGACAUGUCUGGUCUUAGGGCAGAGGAUAGGUGGCGAUAUGGCUUGAUAAAUAAUUUUUAUUGUAAUGCUCAUAAUAUACAAAAUGUAUUAUGAUUUCACUUAUCUACCAGGGAAAUUUUAUUACUACUUAUUUUACACUUGUGCCUUAAUUUCUAACUGUUAAAGCUCAAUAUUGAAUAUUUACUAACAAUACUUACUAAUGUUCAUAUCUACAAUGGCAAUACUGCAAUAUUGUUAGUGUUACUACUUAAAUAAAUUAUACAAUUAUCAUGGGAAAUAAAUACGGCACAGACAAAUUAAUUUCAUUAAUAAAAAUAUUUUAAUUCAUUUAAUUUUCCAAUAUUAUAUGUAUAAAUAUAAGAGAAAGACAUAUUUUUUAUUAAUUUAUUGUUAAGACUGAAACUAAUUAAAUUACUUAUUGAUUUUUUUAAAGUAUUAAUUCUACAGAUUUCUGCUGAGUUUCUUUCAAUUAUUGAAUUUAACAUGUUUGUUAAUUUAAUCAUAAUGUUUUAAGACAUUAAUGUUUUAAAUACUUUGUCAAAAUAUAUUUUAAACAUUAACUAUAUUAUGCCUCAUCAAUAGAAUAUUAUGAAUAAUUUAAUAAAUGACAAUAGCAGAAUAUCAUUUUGUACUAAAAAAUAAUAAUUUACUAUUCUGUAAGCACAAAAGUGUAUGUUCUACGGCGAGUAUUCUUCUUAGUCAUUCCAUGUAUUAUCUGGGUUCUAUUAUAUUUUAAAAUAUAUUGCAUAUAAGUUAAUGCAUGUACCUUUUGUGUGUAUAUUUGCUAUGUACUUACAAAGUAUAAUAUUUGUCCACUCGCUAUUGCACUAAAUGUUUAAAACAGUCAUGGAAAUGAAAUGAAAUCAUGCUCAAAACUUCAUUAAAACUUGAGCAUAAACUCAACCCUGUGAUUGGUUUAAUUCAAAUAUUUAGAACAACCGCAGGAUAAAACAACCCUGAGUUUAGUUUUAUAAAUUGAGUAUCCUUUCAUAUGGAGCCUCUAUCUUAAUUUUUCACACUUUUGGUUAUUUAUUAACGAUAAUCUAAUGAUUAUAAAUUUUAUUAGGAAGGUAAGUACAUUUAAAACUAUGUACCUAUUUUAAAAAGAUGACACAAGACAAGUACCAACAUUUUAAUGGCACUUAAAACAUUUCUAAAGAGUGCCUGUGUCUGUGAAAUAAACAUUAAUUACGUAAGUAUAUUUCAAUAUUGUGCAAUAUAAAACUUUAGUAUUUAUUUUAAGAAAUAUGUACUUAAUAAUAGAGCCCAGAAAUAUUAUCAUUUUAAUUCCUAACAUUGUCUCUGUAUUGUUAAGUGCGAGUGUACUUAAAGCACCCUUUUAAGUACUUAAUUAUUGUAAUUUAAAGUGUAAGAUCUAUUAUGACUAGCUACUUACAUUAAAAUAAUUUGUUUGUGGAAAUAAUAAAUAAAAGAUGAAUUUUA
Molecule: messenger RNA, 6224 nt
Organism: Ostrinia nubilalis (European corn borer)
Lineage: Eukaryota; Metazoa; Arthropoda; Insecta; Lepidoptera; Crambidae
Product: bicaudal D-related protein homolog
Exons: 15
Coding region: 281-2881 (866 amino acids)
Source: RefSeq, a predicted model, not a curated record